AUGGCCAGUGCAUCGGAGAUUUCUGUGCAGUUAAGAGAAAGCUUGAAAAAUGGGACUUUGACCCUGAGAGAUCUUGACAACAAGAAAAGGGGGUCGUCCAGAAGCAAGAGAAGACGCGGUAAGAAGGAAGAUAAGGGGACGGCAUCAAAUGUAAGGGAUUCAGGGAGUGCGGGUCAGGAAUUACUGACACAGGAAGGUGCGCAAGAAAUGAGAAAAAACUGUCGGAGGUCCUCCAAGUAUCCAAAACGAAGUAUCGAGCUAAAGAACAGUGACAUAUCCGACAGUCAGAACAGCCAAGACGCUGAAAUGAUAGUGUGCAGUCUGCUGGACGUCAUCAUUGACGAAGCUUACAGACACUGUGCUGCUAUUGAACAUAGUAUCACUAAAGACCAUGCUGACGCCUUGGUUGUUGGACUGAUGUCAGCCUUUAAUGAGACAACAAUAGUCAAAUGUAAGGCACUCCAACAACAAACAAGACAAAUACAAGAGUUGAUGCUCAGCGCAGCAGAAGAAACUCUGGCUGACCUGUUUAUUAUUGCAGCUCAUGGUGGUUUGCCUGUGUAA
This is a messenger RNA of Ostrea edulis (European flat oyster), 564 nucleotides long. RefSeq lists its product as uncharacterized. The record is from RefSeq and is a predicted model, not a curated record. Lineage: Eukaryota; Metazoa; Mollusca; Bivalvia; Ostreida; Ostreidae. The transcript has 6 exons. Bases 1 to 564 code for a protein of 187 amino acids.